This is a messenger RNA of Tachysurus fulvidraco (yellow catfish), 3749 nucleotides long. RefSeq names its product protein phosphatase, Mg2+/Mn2+ dependent 1Kb (gene ppm1kb). The transcript is spliced from 7 exons. Gene Ontology annotation, molecular function: protein serine/threonine phosphatase activity; cation binding. Gene Ontology annotation, biological process: protein dephosphorylation. NCBI's taxonomy places the organism in Eukaryota, Metazoa, Chordata, Actinopteri, Siluriformes, Bagridae. Bases 203 to 1321 code for a protein of 372 amino acids. The record is from RefSeq and is a predicted model, not a curated record.
GCUAAUUGUUGGCGCAUCCUGCAGUAAGAGCGGUUCUCGCCAUUUGUGUUUGUACUUCAUUAAAUAACGCUGUGUCUCUGCUGAGGCUUGUAGAAAACUCUUGGACUUUCCGCUGCUGCAUCUGGAUCAGUUUGGUUUGAGUAGAAUUUAAAAGAGCUUGUUUGUUUGAACCGUUUGGUAUUUCACAGUCCGUUCUUAAGCUAUGUCCAUGGCGGUUCUCAUGCAGCUCACCUCACAUGGCGGGUCACGCAUGUGCCGCAGGAUACUGCUAAACAGAGUACUCCCUAUUCAGGACAGACUGGUCCGUUCGCUGCACAGUCCAUCAAACACCCGGGCCACCAAUUCACGCUUCGACCCAGACAGCAGCGGACGCCCCACAACCUGGGACUCGUUCGGCAUUUGGGACAAUCGCAUCGACGAGCCAAUUCUGCUGCCGUCCAGCAUUCGCUACGGAAAACCCAUCCCCAAAAUCAGCUUGUCCAAGGUGGGCUGUGCCUCACUGAUCGGCCAGCGCAAAGAGAACGAGGACCGCUAUCAGGUGUCACAGAUGACCAGUGACAUCCUUUACUUCGCUGUGUUCGACGGCCACGGCGGUGCUCAAGCCGCUGACUUUUGCCACAAAUACAUGGAGCAGCACAUCAAAGAGCUGGUCAAAAAAGAGGACAACCUAGAGGUCGUCCUGACAAACGCGUUUCUAAACGUGGACAAAGAAUUGGCGAAGCACCUUCACUUGAGCGCAGACGCCUCUGUGCUAAGCGCAGGCACCACGGCUACGGUGGCGCUGCUGAGAGACGGCAUCGAACUGGUGGUGGCCAGCGUGGGCGACAGUCGUGCCAUGCUCUGCAGGAAGGGCAAAGCUCUUAAACUGACCCUGGACCACACACCUGAGAGGAAGGACGAGAAAGAGAGGAUCCGUAAGAGCGGAGGUUUUGUGACAUGGAACAGUCUGGGCCAACCUCACGUGAACGGGCGUCUGGCCAUGACGCGGAGCAUCGGAGACUUCGACCUGAAAAACGCAGGCGUCAUCGCCGAACCAGAGACCAAGCGGACUUCAUUACACCACGUACACGACGCCUUCCUCGCACUCACCACAGACGGCAUCAACUUCAUCAUGAACAGCCAGGAGAUCUGCGAUGUAAUCAACCAGUGCCACGACCCCAAAGAGGCAGCGCAGCGUAUCUCUGAACAGGCCAUACAGUAUGGUGCAGAUGACAACAGCACGAUCAUCGUGGUACCGUUUGGCGCGUGGGGCAAACACAAGAGCUCGGACGUGAGCUUCUCUUUCAGCCGCAGCUUCGUGUCCAGCGGCCGUUGGGCGUGAGCGAGUGAUGGACAGAGACUCGAAGACGGAAAGCGAGAAGAGGAGGAGAUUGGGGGGAAGGUGGAAUGGGUUUUGAACAAAAAACGGUCCAGGUGGGACGAGGAUCCCAGAGUGCAAUACGUUUAGGGCGUUAUGGGAACAGGAAACAUUUAACUCGACUCAAACCGCUUUGGGACGAGGACACGGUCCGUAACUGUAGUCCCGACGAGACACAGUGAAGCGUUUUGUGUGAACAGUACUGUGUUAGGAAUGUACUAGUGUACACCCUGAAGAAAAGCAGUGCUUUAGUGUCCAGUGUGUGCACACCAAUCAGUAUUUCUAAAACUGAACAAGACCAGUGGUGGCACAGGGGCCCAUCGGUUGCCGUAGGAACGCUUGUCUAGUUUUACCUCAGAAUAUUUUCAAGUGUUUGUAUUUUAUAACUGUGAAUAGACGGUAGUUUUUUGUUUGUUUGUUUGUUAGUGACUUAAUUAUCUCCAUCCCACGCCGUACUAAGACGUGACCGCGCAUGGAUUUUAUAAAUCCGAUGUCACUAGCGUCGCUAUGUAUAAACUUGUAAGAGCAUUCCUACAAAAAGAACAGAUCAAGAGCCCAGCUAUACACUGAUAUGGUUUUUAGUAACCAGCUGAUGCAUAGAUGCUUCACAACCAUCGGAUGUUUUUUUUUUGUUUGUUUUUUUGUUUUAUUCACAUGGAACAUUUAUCUAAGGUAUUGCUGGCUGAUGGUGCACGUAUCCAAGGGCAGCUGUUUAUUUGAUCCAUGAGCUGGGGAACACGUAAUGUCUUUCCUGGGGGUAAUUUUAAAGAAAUCUCAUCGUUCCACAACGAUUCAGACGUUUUAGCCAAGCCAGAGCAUGCACGUGUUUUACGGAGCGUGGUUUCUCGGACAAAGGAAUCGAUCGCACAACCGUUACGUUUGACAUUAACAUUAAACUUUUAAGUUAAUCCGGACCACUGUAUUUCGUCCUGCUCAUCUAGUGCCUUUUUUUUGUUGUUGUUUUUUGUUUCAGCGAUGAGAUCUCCUCAUGCAAGCACUGUCAUUUCUAGUUCUAAACACUAUUCCAGUCUCCUCAAAAACACAGAACCUGUGGCUUGAUCUCGCACACAAACACUUUUGUAAGAAAACGGGCCUCAUAAGUACAUUUGGUACAGGAUUGUUUGUUUUUUUUUUUUACUGUAUGUUUUGUAUAUAAUAUUUAUAUAUUUUGAUGUUCAAGAAAUCUCUAUAUACAGAUUAUAUAUACAUAUAUAUAUAACACACACUCUGUAUUAUAGAUGGUGUCCAGCUUUAUGAAGGUGUAAUAGACUGUAACAGUGAUGCAGUUCUGGAUUGGGAUCCUCUUGUCUGUAGUUAUUUCACAAAUGUUUUGGUACAAACGUCAGAUGUUUGGUACUUUUGUUUCUCCUUCCUGAACCGUAGUCAGUGAUCGAUUCUUUAAUGUCCAGUGCACAGUAUCUGCAUUUAAGACGUUCAAAAAAAUAUUUAUUUUGUUGUACAUUUUUGUUGGUUUCUUGUAUACAGGUAUACAUUUUAUGGUGUCUUGAAAUAGAUGAUGAAUGCAACUGGAUUUUGAUUUUUGAAAACUCCAAAACUGACAAGCUGAUAUUUGCUUAAAAAAAAAAAAAAGCAGUGAGCAGGACAAACUGGUAAGACCAUCUUUACCAACUGGUUAGUUUUUAGCUUCAUUUAUUCAGCACUAAACAGUGGUGGCUCAAGCGGUUACGGCUCUGGGUUGUUGCUUAGAGGAUUGGGGUUCAAGCCUCAGCACUGCCACGUUGCCACUGUUUGGCCCUUGAGCGAGACCCUUAACGCUCUCUGCUCCAGGGGGCGCUGUAUCACCUGUGCUCUGACCCAAACCUCAUACUGAGCCUCAUACUGUGGCGAUUAGACCUUUCUUUCCUUCCUCAGUAAAAGAAAUUUAAAAAAAAACAACAUUUUUUUGUGUUUUUCCCUCCAUUUUACUGUUCCUGUUUCGUCUCUGAACACGUGAUAAUUAACAUGUAUCCAUACAUGUAAUGCACGGUUUCUAGUUCUUUAAUUCAAGAGAUUCUGUUUGUUUUGUUUUGUUGUUUUUAAGAAAAGCUCCACACAUCAUAUCAUUUCAUUCCUAAACCCUUUCAACUUUAAUUGAUUGUUUUUAAAAAGGAGGAAAUGUGAAAAUAUUCCUCACGACGACGUAUCACCCCGUCAUCGACGUAUCACCCCGUCAUCGACGUAUCGCUCCGUGCUCUUUUUAAAUAAAAUGUGAACCUUGUAAGAAAAUUGUAAGGCAGUCUGUACUUUUUACUUCUCUAUAAGUGCAUGACUCAUUUCUCUGCUGUUCAGUUAUUAUUAAAUUACAUUCGAAUAUUAUAUUGAAAAAACUGUAUUUUUGUGCAGAUUUGUUUACUUGUGAAUAAAGUUUCAGCAGAAAGAAGAAUCGAACUUA